ACUGGAAAAUUUUCAUCAUUUCUUAUCAGUGUUUCGGCGAUAAAGAUCAAAGAAAGCUGAAAGCUUGGAGCUUUUUGAUGAACUUCGCAAGAAUUUUUAAAGUUUGAUGAUUAAAAUUAUAAUUAAAAGAAAAGAGCUCUUAUACUCACAAAUUUCUCAUUUGCCGAUAAAAAAUCCAUCAUGUCUGUGAAGAAGAUAUUCGAAAGGCUACCUACGAUUGUCAAACCAACGGUGUACGAUUUAUUUUUCAAACCGGACUUGAAUACAUUCAAAUUUGAUGGCAAAAGUACCGUUUCUUUGCAAAUUCUGCAACCAACCAGUAAAAUAAUCCUCAACUGUGUUCAUAUAAACAUAAGCCAGGCGCAAUUGAAAUUAGCAUCAAGUGGCGAAAUUCUUCCUGCGGAAUGUUCUCUAAACGCCGAAGAAGAAACGUUAGAAUUGAAUUUCUCUACAACUUUACCUGCAGGCGAUGCUCAACUUUCAAUGGAUUUUGUAGGGGAACUGAACAAUCAAAUGAAAGGAUUCUAUCGCUGCAAAUAUACAGCAGUUGCUGGUAAAGAAGACAAAUACUGCGCUGUAACACAAUUCGAAGCAACCGGUGCGCGAUGGUGUUUUCCAUGCUGGGACGAACCAUCAUUCAAAGCUCGUUUUGACAUCACCUUAGCUGUGGAUCCGGAUAAAGUAGCUUUAUCUGUCAUGCCUGUAGAAAGUGAGAAAAUUACUGCCGAUGGAAUCAAGAUUGUGAAAUUUCAAAGAACACCUAUCAUGUCGACGUAUAUUGUUGCGAUGGUAGUUGGUGAUUUUGAUUACGUUGAAGAUAAAACUAGUGAUGGAAUUUUGAUUCGAGUUUACACUCCACCUGGUAAAAAAGAACAGGGUCGAUUUGCUUUACAUUGUGCCACCAAAGUAUUGCCAUUCUACAAGGACUACUUCAAUAUCGCUUAUCCUCUUCCGAAAAUGGAUUUGAUCGCUGUGGCAGAACUUUCCUUCGGUGCUAUGGAAAAUUGGGGUUUAAUCACGUACAGAGAAAAUUAUUUAUUGGUUGACGAAUCUAACACAUCAGCGUCAACAAAACAAAACGUUGCUCUCAUAAUUGGACACGAAUUAGCUCAUAUGUGGUUUGGAAAUUUAGUCACAAUGGAAUGGUGGACUGAUCUGUGGCUCAACGAAGGAUAUGCGUCAUUCGACGAGUACCUUUGCUUAGCGUAUUUAUUCCCCGAGUACGAUGCCUGGACUCAAUUCGUUACCGAUAGUUAUAAUACAGCUAUGGAAUUGGAUUCUUUGAAAACUAGCCAUGCAAUUGAAAUACCAAUCGGCCAUCCGUCCGAAAUUGAAGAAAUUUUUGACGACAUUUCGUACAACAAAGGUGCCUCUGUGAUUAGAAUGCUGCAUGGAUUCAUCGGAGAUGAUCAUUUUCGCAAAGGGAUGAAUUUAUAUCUAACCAGGCAUCAGUUCGCUAAUUCACAGACCGAAGAUUUGUGGGCUGCUUUAGAAGAGACUAGCUCCAAGCCUAUCAAGAGAAUAAUGCCUACUUGGACUGAACAAAAAGGCUAUCCUGUGAUUACCAUAGAAAGUAGCGUGCAGGAAGCGGACAAUACUCGUACUUUGGUUGUUCGUCAAUCGAAAUUUACUCUCGAUGUUGAUGACCAAGAUAAUGAAGCAUUAUGGCUGGUUCCGAUAUCAUUUAGCAAACGAUCAAAUCCGACAGAAGCGUGUUUCAGUACCAUCCUGGAAGAUCGUCAAUGUAAAAUAUCUAUCCCUAAUGUGUCUCCUAGUGAAUGGAUUAAAGUGAAUCCUGGCACAGUAGGGUUUUACAGAACUAAUUAUACAGCAGAUAUGUUGAAAUUGCUAAUUCCUUCGAUUGCUGAUAAAACCCUGCCUCCUGUCGAUAGGCUUGGUAUUCUGGAUGAUUUGUUUGCUUUGGCGCUAGCUGGUCAAUGCGACGCUGUUCAAGUACUAGAUUUAAUGUUGGCGAUGGUCGAAGAAGAUAAUUAUUCUGUUUGGUCCAGUAUUACUGUGUGUCUUCAGAAGUUUGAUAAUUUAUUGAGCAACACGAAAUUUGGCGAUUUAUUCGACGAGUAUUGUCUGAAGUUGAUUAAACCUAUUUCUGAAAAACUGGGCGUUAAUUCAAAGCCAGGAGAAGCUCACCUGGAGAAGUUGCUGAGGAGUUCGAUACUUAAUAGUCUGGUUAAAUUCGGCGACCAAAAAUUUCUAGACUAUGCCUCAAGAAGAUUCGAGGAAUAUUACUCUUCGCAAAAAGAAAUAUCAGCUGAUUUACGUGCAGUUAUAUACAAAGGUGUUAUCGCUGCUUCAGGCAAACCAGAAUACGACUCCCUAAUCCAAAUAUACAAAAAUUCCGAUUCGCAAGAGGAAAAGUUACGUAUCUUGAGUUCAUUUUCGUCCAUCAAGGAUGCAGAUUUGAUUGACGAAGCUUUGAAAUUUACUCUAUCGGACGACGUCAACGAUGCUAUUGCCACAAGAGGUUUUAUUUCGAUAUCAUCAUCAAAAGUAGGUCGUGAUAAAUCGUGGCAGUUUCUUAAAGAAAACUGGUCAAAUAUUUACUCCAAAUAUAAGGGUGGAUUCCAGCUAACUGGUCUCAUCAAGUGUAUGACUGAAAAUUUCGCCAGCGAUGAGAUGGCUAAAGAAAUCGAUGAGUUUUUCGCUACGAAGGAUAAAAGUGGGAUUGAAAAGACGAUUGAUCAAGUCUUGGAAACGAUUCGGAAUAACGCGAGGUGGUUGAAAAAAGACCAAGAAUUGGUUAAAGCUUACCUCGAAAAAUUGAAUUUGUAAUAUGCAUUUUUUUGUUUUUAUUUACCUACGCUCUAUUCUAUUACUUACUCUUGUGAUAUUUUCACUUCAUUUUUAUUACGAUGUGUUCUUUUCAUUUUUAUACAUUACAAUAUCAUAAUUCUUAAAUAACACAA
Planococcus citri (citrus mealybug) is the source of this 2924-nucleotide messenger RNA. Its product is annotated as puromycin-sensitive aminopeptidase-like. Lineage: Eukaryota; Metazoa; Arthropoda; Insecta; Hemiptera; Pseudococcidae. The record is from RefSeq and is a predicted model, not a curated record. Gene Ontology annotation, molecular function: peptide binding; metalloaminopeptidase activity; zinc ion binding. Gene Ontology annotation, cellular component: cytoplasm. The coding region runs from base 181 to 2790 and encodes 869 amino acids. Gene Ontology annotation, biological process: proteolysis; peptide catabolic process. The transcript is spliced from 15 exons.